AUGCAUUCGCCGUCGCGUUCGGAAAACGGUGAUAUUGACGGAUCUGCGUCGUUUCAUGGAUUCGAAGAAGAAAUUACUAUGAAUCCCGACAACGAGAAUAAAUAUCGUGUGGUGUGCCGUCAGCGCUCACAAGUGAAACAAAAGUUGGUGCGGAUUCAACGUACACUUAUCACUAAUUCUAAUAUUGGAUUGGCACAAUUAAAUGUGCUGUCGAAAAAUCUGUCUGCUGUAUAUUCGGAGUACAGUGGAUUCCACAGUAAGGUACUUUCCUUUGUAUCGGACGAUGCUUUGGAUCAGCAAGAAGAGGAAUAUGCUGGGUUCGAGAGCAUAUAUAAUGACGUGUGCAAUGCCGUAGAGGAGUUACUUUUGGCAGCAAAGAAUACAGCGGUGCCAGAAUCUCCAAUAAACCAACCAGCUCAACCAGUUAUUAUUCAACAGCAACCAUUAAAGAUGCCAAUUCCAACAUUUGACGGAAGUUAUGCCGCAUGGCCGAAGUUUAAGGCUAUUUUUAAUGAUCUGAUGGCAAACUCCGGGGAUACAGAUGCAAUUAAGCUAUAUCAUCUUGAUAAAGCGCUUAUUGGAAAUGCCGCCGGAGCUCUGGAUGCUAAAAUUCUGAGUGAAGGUAAUUACAAACAAGCCUGGGAUGUACUUAUGGAUCGCUACGACAACAAGCGUGCGAUUAUCGAGACUCAUUACCGCGGAUUGUUAUCCUUGAAGACAAUUUCAUCACCAUCGUAUAAAGAACUACGUGCCCUCGUGCAUGAAGCGACCAAUCAUAUCGAAAGCCUUCGUUAUCUCGAUCAAGAAAUCAACGUACCACACGUCAAUCUGAAAAAGGGAGAACUCUCGAAGUACAAGCAAACCAUAGAGUAUCUGAAAACUAGGUGCCAAAUCCUAGACAAUUGCGAAACUGCUUUCCAGGCAGCUGCUGCUCCAAUCAAAUCGAAGCAAGUUCCUUUCCAAUCAAAGAUUCAGCCACAGAAAAGCUAUGCCGUUUCGACUAGUUCAUCACAAUCUACGCUUGUUUGUGACAUUUGCGGCGGUUCACAUCGAAAUGUCCAGUGCUCAGCCCUAUCCAACCUUACACUUGCCCAGAAGAUCGAGAAGAUUAGAGCUGCUGGAGUAUGUUAUAACUGUCUACGCAAAAGACAUAGAGCCAAGGAUUGUCCUUCCGAUAAAGCGUGUCACAAAUGCCAACGCCGUCAUCACACAUUACUUCACCACGAUGGAGUCAUCAACAAAGAAUCCAGAUCCAAUGUUUCUGCUCCUGUUGAAAUGGCAAAUCAGCCAUCGGUUAUUGCCGUUCCAAACCAAGCUACUGCACAGCAAACACCUGCUCUGGUUGAGCCACCUAUUUCAACCACUUGCUCCUCGUUUUUUAUGGAAUCCGCCAAAACAGUUGGUUCUCAGGUGAAUUUCGUAACCGAAGAAAUGGCCAACCGCCUAGGCCUCCUUAAGACACCAGCCAACGGUCCUAUCGUGGGUAUCUAUGCUUUACGUACCCACGCCCGUGAUAAGGUGAAAUUCGAUUCAUCUUGCCGAUGGAUUACCACAGCUACGAGACACUCCGGAUGGGUCGUAGCUGGUGUCAUCAUUGAUCCGCACGUAGUCAACGUGUCCCUCCAGUAUUCGCACACAACCGUCGAAGACAUCGAGCGAAAAAUGCAACAGUUCUGGCAAACAGAAGAAGUGCCUAACGUUCCAAAACUGUCAACAGCCGAAAUAGCAUGUGAGGCACAUUUUCUUUCCACUUACCAACGUAAUGAAACAGGAAGGUUUAUUGUCAAGCUACCAUUCAAGGAGAAUCUUUCCCAGCUGGGUAAUUGUCGUUCUCUGGCCUUGAAGCGAUUUCUCAUGCUGGAGAAACGAUUGAUUCGAAACCCUGAGCUGCAAACCCAGUACGUUAACUUCAUCCGGGAAUAUGAGUCUUUAGGUCAUUGUCGUGAGGUAGCCGAGUCGGAGGACGUACCAAACCAACAAGUGUAUUACCUCCCGCACCAUGCAGUACUGCGGCCGUCCAGCUCGAGCACGAAAUGCCGUGUCGUGUUCGACGCAAGCGCAAAAUCUUCACCAUUGGAAGUUUCCCUUAAUGAUGUACUUCAGAUCGGCCCAGUAGUACAAAACGACUUAUACCAUAUUGUGCUACGAUUCCGUACGUUUAGAGUGGCCUUCACCGCAGACAUUUCAAAAAUGUACCGCCAGAUACUCGCAGCUCCAUCGGACCGUCGAUUUUUGAGAAUUUUCUGGAGAGAAAAGCCGUCGUUACCUUUGCGCGUGUGGGAAUUAUGCACUGUCACGUACGGCACUGCCUCGGCACCGUACCAAGCAACAAGAUGUUUACUGCAACUUGCCGAAGAGGACGGUAGAGAAUUUCCUAUUGCUACGCGCAUAGUAAAGGAAGAGACGUACAUGGAUGAUGUACUCUCGGGUGCAGACUCAGUGGAACAGGCCCUUGAGGCGCAGAACCAGCUGAAGCAGCUUCUUCACCAGGGAGGCUUCCCUAUACAUAAGUGGUGUUCCAACUCGCAAGAGUUCCUCGAGCACAUACCGGUCGAUGAGCAGGAGAAAAUGGAUGCUUCCGAAAACCGUGGUGUGAAUUCAGCUAUUAAAGUGCUCAGAUUGCGUUGGAAUCCUACCACAGAUACACUUUCCAUCGCAAAUCAUACGAAUCCAUUGGGCCCAAAACUGUUGACAAAACGAAUACUGUAUUCAGAAAUCGCUAAGUUCAUUGAUCCCCUAGGCCUGGUGUCACCGGUAAUAGUGAAGGCGAAACUUCUAGCGCAGCAACAGUGGCAAGCUAAGAUUGGAUGGGAUGAUCCUGUGGACGACAACAUAAAGGAACAGUGGCAAGAGUUACAAAGUUCAUUGAUUCAUUUAAAUGAUAUUGAGAUUCCAAGAUGCGUGCUCUCCGACAGUGCGGUAACCUAUGACGUACAUGGUUUUUCAGAUGCUUCUACAGUAGCAUAUGGAGCAUGCAUUUACCUCCGAAGUCUAUUUGCCGAUGGGUCGGCCUCGCUUUGUCUUCUAACCAGUAAAUCAAAACUGGCCCCCUCGGAAGAACUCUCCAUUCCGCGGAAGGAACUGUGUGCCGCUUUAUUGCUAUCCAGACUAGUGUAG
This is a messenger RNA of Wyeomyia smithii (pitcher-plant mosquito), 3117 nucleotides long. RefSeq lists its product as uncharacterized. The transcript has 4 exons. The record is from RefSeq and is a predicted model, not a curated record. The coding region runs from base 1 to 3117 and encodes 1038 amino acids. Lineage: Eukaryota; Metazoa; Arthropoda; Insecta; Diptera; Culicidae. Gene Ontology annotation, molecular function: zinc ion binding; nucleic acid binding.